Molecule: messenger RNA, 2099 nt
Organism: Lactuca sativa (garden lettuce)
Lineage: Eukaryota; Viridiplantae; Streptophyta; Magnoliopsida; Asterales; Asteraceae
Product: PRA1 family protein F3
Biological process (GO): vesicle-mediated transport
Cellular component (GO): endoplasmic reticulum; Golgi apparatus
Source: RefSeq, a predicted model, not a curated record
UCGCAAUACGGCAAAUAGUUAUCCAGCAUACACGACAGCUUGAACUCCCCAAUUACUUGUCUACUACCAAUAAAAUCCACGCCCUUGCCCUUCCCGGAAACCUUCUUCAGAUCACCGGCGGCAAUGACGACGUACGGCACGAUUCCGACGUCAUCAGGCGGAGGUUCAAAUCUCGAAUACCUCUCUCGAGCUAAAGCACGCAUAAAAUCUGGAUUAGGCACGCGGCGUUCCUGGAAAGAGAUGUUCAAUUUCCGUUCGGUUGACCUUCCUCAUGGCGUCUCCGAUGCGUUUUCACGAAUCAAAACAAACAUAGGUUACUUCCGUAUGAACUAUGCGAUACUCGUGCUGGUGAUUUUGUUUCUUAGUCUGUUAUGGCAUCCGGUUUCGUUGAUUGUAUUCGUGGUGAUGAUGGCGGCUUGGUUGUUCCUUUACUUCCUCCGUGACGAGCCUCUGGUGAUUUUCCACCGUACAAUUGACGACGGCGUGGUCCUUGUGGUGUUAUCGGUUGCGACGAUACUUUUGCUGUUGUUGACCGGCGCAACGAUGAAUAUAAUUUCAUCGAUUCUUGUCGGAUUGGCUGUUGUGGUGAUUCACGCUGUUUUCAGGAGCACUCAUGAUUUAUCCUUAGACGAUGAGGCAGGUGGCUAUCUGGCAUCUUCUUCGUCUUAGAAGUCUUUUAAUGGCUCAUCAACAGUCAACGCUACUACAAAAAUGCAUUGCAAGAUCCUUUUAUUUGUUUAAAAGAUAUGGUUGGUAUCAUGUGUAUUUUUCUAGUGGUUUGUUGUCCACUUUUGUAAGUUUUUUUAAGAUAAUAAUUUUUUAUGAUUUAAAAUGUAUUAACUUUAAAAAAGUUGAUAGGUUAUAUUUUGUGAUUUCAGAUUUAAUAUGUUUCCUUUGUGUAAACUCUGAGGACAAUUGCACUAGUUUUAUUUGAAUUUAGGGGUUGUGUUUGUAAAUAAAGCUUGAUAUAUGAUAUGAUAUAUCUUAGAGAAUCACAAAAAUUGCCAAAAAUUAGGAUAAGCUUUUAACUUAUGGCCACAUUUGCUUAAUUUCCUUCAAAAUUACCAUCUAUCUUACUCUUCUCUCACUCCCCUACCUUCAACAACUACUUUUAAAUUCACACAACAAUAUUUAUUUCAUGAUAUGCAACAAUUUUAUCCUAUACAAAACCUAACCCUAACUCCAUUCACCAACUUCUGGCCUCUUCCCCAAUAAUAAUAAUGUUGAAGGAACCAUGGAUCCAAAAACUGUAAUAAUCAGAUAUUUCAUCUUUGGAUUCAUCAAACACAGUCAAGAAGCAAGAGUUCAAAGAGAUUAACGAAGACUAUCUUCCGUACAAGUCUUAUGUUGCACUGAUUUGAUUUUGUCAGAGUAUAGUUAAUGUUGUGUUUUCCAAAGUCUUUAGAGAGUUGGAUCAAAGAAUUCCUGAAAAGAAAAGAAAUCCCCAAGAGUUCAAUUGGCUUAUAGACUUUCAUAUUCAUCACUCUAAAAGGAAAAACAAAAUCGUUAAAAAAAACGAAGCUUUAAACAUGCCGACUUCUAUCUAUGCAACAUACAGAAGAAUAGGAAAGAAGAAGAAGUCACUUAUGCGGACUUCAAAGACAUCAACCCCGAAGACUUGAAUGAAUUGCCAAAAAGUUCAAUGUCAAAGCUGAAAAAUACACUCCAACUUCAAACUUCAAACUACCAUAUAUUCCACUCAUAGAGUUUUUGGAAUCAUUGCUUUUUGAUAUCACUUUCAUUGAUGGUGAACUUUGCCAAGUGUGUGAUCGAUGAUAUUAUAAGAUCGAAGUAUGCCAGCCACUCCUCGUUGAAGGAGUUAAUGCAUGACUGGCGAAGAGAUUGUGUCUUGGUGUGUUAGCAAAGGUCGGAGAAAUGGAGAGUGAAACAAAGUUGGAGAGAAUCAUCCUUGAAGACAUGUAGACAGAACUUUGGUGUGUCUAACACAUAAGUUGAAGCUUAACGAAUUAUUUAUCAUGUACAAUCUUUUAUAAUAUAUUGUCAGGGUGAAGUUAUGUGUAUUGUCCACCAAACCUAAGGCUAUAAGGUAUGUUCUGAACAUCUCAUUUAUGGGUGAAAAUGAUUAUUCAUCAUCAUCA